UCCGAGGCGCGCGCGCACCGAGCCGUCGAGCUAUUUCUACUUUUAUCCGCCUUCGCAAACCCGUUUAACCACGCAUUUUAGCGGCGUUGUUUUAAUUCACACACAAGCUUCGAUGUACGAUCUCCCAAAAAGUCAUUUUGUGGCUCAAACGGAUAGCUGUGUUUGUCGUAAAAUCCUGCGAGGACAUUCAAACGGAAGGCGCGAGCCGGUCUGACGGGUGUCAACAGUCGCGCGCUUUUAUUUGUAUAAAUAUAAGGCUUAACCAAAAGACUACUGUUCGUUUUUAAAACCUACAAUAAAGUAAUCGCACUUAAUUUUUAAAGUAAACUCCUUGUUUUAAUAGCACUUCAGUGAAGAUCGAGCAUGGCGCAAUUUCACGAGGAUCCGGCGCUGCUCACUAAAGAGAAACUGAAAAGCGAGCUAAUGGCGAAUAACGUUCCCCUGCCGAGCGCCGACAGCAAGAAAGAUGUGUAUGUUCAGCUGUAUCUGAAAAACCUGACGGUGCUCAAUAAGAAGAACACAAUCUCAGCUUCAGACACUUUCUCCAGCGAUGAGGAGAUCAGCACAGCGCCGCUGGUGACCAACAGGAGCCGCUCGGGGAAGAAAGCCACAAGAAAGACAGACCGAGUUCGGGCUGAGGAAAACGACGUCUCUGGUUUGACCGAUGAGGAGUUGAAGGUUCAGCUUCAGAAGUUUGGGAUCCACUCAGGACCGAUUGUUGCAUCUACACGAAAAGUCUAUGAGAAGAAACUUCAGCAGGUCCUGGAUCAUCCGCCGGUGGAGACAAGCCUGCCUGAACCAGAGACCACCAUCCCAGAGGCCGUCACUAUUAAAGCAGAUGGAAACCAGAACGGCAACACGCAUUCAGCUGAAGAUCAGUACAGCGACAAAGACGACGAAGUACCUGAAGCGGUGCCAGUUGUGACUAAGCCGGUCCGGAGUCGAGGAAAGACCCCCGUCACCACCAGGACCAGCAGCAGGCAGCGCACUAAACAGGUGGAGGACAUGGCCAUUGAAGAGGCAUCUGUGGACAGAGCAGAUAUUUUAAAGGAAAUCUUCCCCAAUGAACAGGCCACGCCAACUGGAAUAACAGCCACGUGUCGAAGGCCGAUCCACGGCGCGGCUGGCCGUCCGGUGAAGCCUCUGGAUCUUUGGCCUGAAGAGGCGCUUCUGGAGCAGAGCUUUUACACAGCGACCAAAUCCUCGGUCACAGACGUCCACAGCGCAGCACCUGCCACCCGUCCCAGACCUCGCCGCCGCUGGUUGGCCAUCCUGCUGAAGCUCCUGCUGUUCAUCGCAUUGGUUGCGUCGCUUUAUUACGCCUACCAGACCAUCACCGCUGAUCAGAUCAACGCCUGCCAGCUCUAUGUCCAGGACAAUGUGAUCACACCCAUCGUCAAAUAUAUUAGUUGGGAUAGCCCAGCUGAGGGCGGAGAUGGUGGCAAAUGAGCAUCCCAUUCUGCUAACCUGCUUCAGCAUGCAUCUACUGUCAGACUGAUUUUCUAGUCCUUUAAGGAGCGACGCAUCGGCAGGGUUUGUUUGGGGAGGGAGGGAUUCUGGGUAUUGCAGUUUGACCUUAGCAGUCACCUCUGAAUAGACUCGUGUUUCAAGUAGUCUUUAAACUGUGUGUGUUGUGUUUUUGAUCUUGCUUUGUGGUUUUACGGUUUUGUAGCAUUCGAGACGAUAUAGAGAAGCGUAGUGUUCGCUAAUAGCGAGUCAUUCUCCACAGUCAUCAGUUUAGCAUCACACAACGAGAGGUCGAGAUUUACCAAAGGGGUUUUCUGAAGUACUAAGACAUGGCCAACAUGAGCACAAUGGGGUAUAUGCCGAAGCAUGCUAAUAGGACUUUUAAUUUGCCAGUAGCCUGGGUUAAUUGUUUCCGGUGAAGUGUAUGUCAAUGCAAAAUCUGCGCAUUUAGGGUCUGUUUUUUUUUUUAAUCAGCGAUCUCCACUGGCUGAGUGAUAUCCAAUAUAAAGUCGGUCUCAGAUUGUUCAAGAAGCACUGAAUUAAAUAACAUUCCCCCCCGCCAUGUCUUUAUAAUAUGAGCAUUUAUUUUACCCCAGUAUAUUCAAUAGAGCUUUUGCGCUAG
Danio aesculapii is the source of this 2089-nucleotide messenger RNA. It is a transcript of the gene tmpob, whose product is annotated as thymopoietin b. Lineage: Eukaryota; Metazoa; Chordata; Actinopteri; Cypriniformes; Danionidae. The transcript has 6 exons. The record is from RefSeq and is a predicted model, not a curated record. Gene Ontology annotation, molecular function: DNA binding. Bases 364 to 1449 code for a protein of 361 amino acids.